AUGGAACCCAAUGUUUCUGCACAAGCAGCAUGGAACGACUGGGAAGCAGAAGAACCAAGCAAUGCGGAUGAGAACACAAUACACCAAAAUUUACCAAAAAGAGCAGUUAAGAUACUAUUUAAAUGGUUAAAAAGGAACUACUUUUACCCAUACCCGGACGAUUUAGCGAAAGCAGAGAUGAUGGAGUAUACAAGCUUAACAAUCAGUCAGAUAGAGGAUUGGUUUAUUCACGCCAGGCGUAUGAUUUUGCCGAAGAUCGCAGAGAAAAAAAGAUGCUCCCGUUCCAGAAUCAAAGGGGGCAAGAAGUUCAUGCCUGCACACAUUGUAACUGGAACAACAUCGGCUGACGCCCUUCCUUCCACCAGCACUGUUGCUCCGUUGCCCAUGCGGUUUCCAGUGUCAUCGGCUCCUCUUGCUCUGCUGCAGGUCAGGAGCCCUCCUGAAGUUCAAAGCUUACUUCCUAAAGUUCAAAGUCAGCCCCCUACAACUGAAACACCUUCGAAGCAUUGUGACGACAGCAUGAGAAGGUUCCAGAUACUGCUUCAGGUGGCCUCGUGGUUCAAGGAGGAGCUGGAUGCGGAGGAGGCCAAGGAAGCCCUUCAUCAGAAAUCUUGGGAUAGAACCAGUUGA
This is a messenger RNA of Pelobates fuscus (common spadefoot toad), 630 nucleotides long. RefSeq names its product homeobox protein TGIF2LX-like. Gene Ontology annotation, molecular function: RNA polymerase II cis-regulatory region sequence-specific DNA binding. Bases 1 to 630 code for a protein of 209 amino acids. The transcript has 3 exons. NCBI's taxonomy places the organism in Eukaryota, Metazoa, Chordata, Amphibia, Anura, Pelobatidae. Gene Ontology annotation, biological process: regulation of transcription by RNA polymerase II. The record is from RefSeq and is a predicted model, not a curated record.